CUCGUGCCCUGUGUGCGUGCCCCGGAAGUGUCUGCACAUGUGCGGUGUUAUGGCAGGGAGAGCGGUGCUGAGUGCUGCGGGGGUCUUUGGUCGCCUUGGUUGGGCGCCGGUGAGGGGCUACGCCAAGAAAGCGGUUGUGAAGGGGAAAGGCAAAGGAGCAGUCAAAGAGGUGCUAAAGGGACCCGAAGUAUGCAGAGACCCAGCAAUCUUAACCACACACGCAAUGGGGGUCAAUAUAUACAAAACCGGACCAGAUGUGAAAUUAAAAGAAGAUUCAGAAUACCCUGAGUGGUUGUUCCAGAUAGAUUUGGGUCCUCCUAAAACCUUGGAUGAGCUAAGUCCAGACACCCCUCAGUACUGGAGGCUGCUUCGAAAGAUGCACAUGUGGAGGAAUAACCGCCUUGCCAAGAACAAGAAGCCGUGAACUGGGGACUUGAGAUUUAAAUCAGACUCUUUUCUGUCAUCACGCUUUAAAAAGCUACUACACACUGUUUUGUACAGCGCCUGAUUUCUUUUUUCUGCUCCAGAUAAAGCAGGAAUACUUGCAAAUAAAUGAUGUCGAUUUAUAGACUGGAAA
Messenger RNA from Spea bombifrons (plains spadefoot toad), 577 nucleotides. It is a transcript of the gene MRPL54, whose product is annotated as mitochondrial ribosomal protein L54. NCBI's taxonomy places the organism in Eukaryota, Metazoa, Chordata, Amphibia, Anura, Pelobatidae. The transcript has 3 exons. Gene Ontology annotation, cellular component: mitochondrial large ribosomal subunit. The record is from RefSeq and is a predicted model, not a curated record. The coding region runs from base 38 to 424 and encodes 128 amino acids. Gene Ontology annotation, molecular function: structural constituent of ribosome.